AUGUUGGCACACGAUUUCGUCAAAAAAGACGAUCGCGUUUUCACGCCCACCGAAAAUUCGAGGUGAGAAUAGAUUUUCUGGAAAAAAUCAGGGGAAACCCCGAUUUUUGGAUCAAAAAUAAAGCAAUGUUUUGCAGAUCCGCCUCAUAUUUCUGCGUGUUAGUGCUAACAAAAAUCCUACGAUGCGUCGGAAUAUUUUUCACCGAUAUUUUGUCGAAAAGUGUACAUGUUGUAGAACUAUUAUGGUUAUGUAAAUUAGUGUAAGUUCUGGAGUUGAAAACAAAAUCAAAAGAUGGAUUUUCAGUUCCUCUCUCAUAUUAUUCCCCGUUCAAAAACCAUUGUCUUCCGGAAAACAGCUCAGGAAACAAUUUAUCGGAAGAAUCGCAAAAUUAUCGCUGAUGAAUAGUUUUAUUGAGAUUCUCUGGUUUUAUGGUAUCACAUUUUGCGGACCAUUGAGGUAAAUUCAUUCAUAAAGAGCCUUUUCGAUCAAAAUCCUGUUAUUUUUUCAGAUCUGUUCUGGUUUUCGAGCUUAGUCCAUCAGUUUUACUAGUCGCUGUUAUUUCAUUUUUCAAAGGAGGUUCGAAUUCAACGCCAGCAAAGACACGUGGAUUCUUUUUGUUGAUUGUUGGAUUUGCCGCGUUGAUUUUGAUGGAUCGCGAUGGAAGUAUUGAGGAUGCGCAUAGUAAGUGGUUCUGAGGGAAACCUGUGAAUCUUUAUCAUAAUUUUGAAUUCGAAAUACCAAAAUCAAAAGCAAAAUGUGAUGUUUUGUGUUUUAAAACACUAAUUAGCUCAAAAAUUCGUCAUUUUCAUGGUUUGUAAUUAUUGGAACCGAAAAUCUCAAAGUUUUUAGAUUUUUAGGAAACUCAAACAAUUUUUUUCAUUAAAAAAAAGAACAAACAUAAUUAAUUUUCAGACCAAAAAUUCAAGCAAAAUUUAUAAUUUGAAGUUCAAAAAAAUACUAAAAAAUGCUUGAAAAUUGAAACCGCUCCCCCUUUUUUCCCACCUCAAUUAUCCUCUUAUUUUCCAGACAAAACCCAUGCCCAUCACAGCGGUCUCAAUCAUCUCUUCUACCAUCUAAUCGGAAUGUUUGGCGUCGCAGAUCAUCAAGGUGGAAUCUUCAUUCUCUUGCUAGCCCUGGCUCUUCGAAUCGCCUACGAAACCUCCUUCCGACAUCUAGCUGUUGAAAUUGGCGGACCAAAAAGACUUUAUUCGUUGGUGACUGCAGGAACUGCUAUGAUUCUAACACCACCCGCAGUUUUAUCAUGGGCUCUUUCAACUCCAUCUUCAAAUUCUUCAAUGGGUUUCAUCGAAUUCUAUCUGAUUCUUCUCGUUGUCACAGUUUUCGUCUUUGUUCUCGAUUUCUAUGCUGAAAGUAUUUGCUUCCAACAUGUUGCGGAUCCAGUUAUGGCAGCUGCAAGAUGGUCGCCAGUCACAAUGUUCACAUGUGCAUUAGGUCUAGCAUAUUUAUGGUAUGGAAACUGGACUCAAGAUCUUGGUAAUCAUUCCCUAACAGGCGGUGUUGUUCUCACAACAUGUUGCUUUGUAUUGGCUUCGAUAUCUCUGACAUCAGCUAGUCAACCAAAACACCGUGGUGGACAUUUUGUUGGAAUUUCGAACACUGGUUUGCCACUUUUCACAUAUGGGGAAGCGUUUUUGCAAAAGACUUCGAAAUCUUUGGUUUUGUUUUUCAAGGUGAGCAAGAUUUUGUGAUAUUUGGGUGGUUUGGGAUAAACAUAAAAAAGGUGCUGAAAUUCCACGUGGCAAAUUUUUAGCCCAAACUAUGCUAGAUAAUUCUCAUAAUUUUUAAAAAUUUAGGUUGGGUUUCAAAAAACUUAUGAAAUAUUAAAAUUUUUGCUGUGAAAAUCCACGUGGAAUAAAUCGGGGGGGGGGGGGGCUUUUUUCUACUUUUCGCUUCAAAAUUUCCCAUAUUUUUAAAAUUUUUGAUAUUGACAAAUAUUGCAAAAUUUCAAUUUUUGCUCAAAUAUUCCACGUGGCAUAUUUUUGAAUUCUCGCUGAGUUCUUAAAAAUUGAAUUUUAGCUUCAAAAAUCCACGUGGCAUUUGAUUAAAAAUUUUCUGAGGUGUGAAAAAUUUGUUAUUGAUUAAUCCACGUAACGAAUGUUUUUUCGAAAUAUUGAAAUCAUUUUUCAAUAACCUGAAACUUCACGAAAUUCUGAUGAAAUAGUUUUGUUUAUGAAAAAUUUGAAGCUAAAAAACCACGUGGCAUUUUUUAAUUGUAUAAUUUUAAGGGCAAUUUCUGAAUGGGAUUCCCUGAAUGGGGCUAAUUUUUAAAAACAGGGCUAAAAAAGUAAAACUGAAUGGGGUCCAAAAAAUGUGUCUGAAUGGGACCCGACUGAAUGGGGCUAAUUCUCGAAAGUAAAAAGAUAAACUGAAUGGGACCCGACUGAAAGGGGCUAAUUUUUAAAAAUAAAUAGUUUUCUGAAUGGGACCCGACUGAAUGGGGCUAAAAAUCAAAUAAAUUUUAGAAAAACUGAAUGGGACCCCGUUUAGUCAGUCGUUUUCCGGAUUUCCGGACUCUUCAAAAUUUUGCAUUGCGUUUGAUAUUCAGUUUUCAAGUUCGAUUACUACUUUUCUGAAAUACUAGUUUGUUUUUUCAUGUAUUUAUCACAAUAUUUCUUUCUUGAAGUAUUCCCAAAAUGUUUGAUUUUGAAGAAUAAAAUUCCGGAAGAAUUUUGAAAGAAAGUAGGUAACCUACAUUGGGUUUUUGGUUCUCAUUAGCCAAAUUAGAAUUUCAGAAUUUUAAAACUUGCAGCUUCAUGGAGCUUAAACUAAAAAAAUAAGUCCGAAUUUCCAAUUAAGAUCUUAAUUUCGUCAUUUUCUCUGUAUCUCACUCAAUUGAGCCCUUACAAGAUGUGUCUCUCAACACCAUUUUGGAAAAAAGUUGUAUUUUGGCAAGGUGGCUUCCCAAAAACACCACAUUUUGACACAUAGGUGCGAAGAAUUUGAAUUUUACUAGGAAAAACGGCAAACUAGAAGUAUUGUAAGCAGGUUCGGAAGGAAACAUUACAUUACUUUUACAGUAGAAACUGGAAAAAAAAAUAUAUUUCCAGAUUUAUUUAUAUCCUAAAAUUUAUGAAAAAUUAGCUAUUUCAAAUCGUGUUCUCCGGUUUUAAGAUAAAAUUUAAGGGUUCUUCAGAAUUAAAAAAAAUUAGGCUUUCAAUCUAUAUGCGCUAUUGAUAAACAAACGAAAGUAGUAAUCGAACUUGAAAACUGAAUAUCAAACGCAAUGCAAAAUUUUGAAGAGUCCGGAAAUCCGGAAAACGACUGACUAAACGGGGUCCCAUUCAGUUUUUCUAAAAUUUAUUUGAUUUUUAGCCCCAUUCAGCCGGGUCCCAUUCAGAAAACUAUUUAUUUUUAAAAAUUAGCCCCUUUCAGUCGGGUCCCAUUCAGUUUAUCUUUUUACUUUCGAGAAUUAGCCCCAUUCAGUCGGGUCCCAUUCAGACACAUUUUUUGGACCCCAUUCAGUUUUACUUUUUUAGCCCUGUUUUUAAAAAUUAGCCCCAUUCAGGGAAUCCCAUUCAGAAAUUGCCAAUUUUAAGAUCUUUUUUUUUCCUUUCUGUUUCCAAAACCUCCUAUCUUUCAGGAAACCCUUCACGAAAUCCUUAUCAACAACGAUUCCCGUCGUAUUUUUUAUUUCCUCUGCGUCAACAUCGGUUUUUGCGGUGUCGAAUUCUUAUACGGUUUCUGGACAAACAGUCUCGGCUUGAUUUCCGAUGGUUUCCAUAUGUUAUUCGAUUGCAGUGCAUUAGUUAUGGGAUUAGUUGCAGCAGUUAUGUCAAGAUGGCCACCUUCACGACAUUUUACAUAUGGUUUUGGAAGAGUUGAAGUUCUUUCCGGUUUUAUCAAUGCACUUUUCCUUUGUGUUAUUGCUCUUUUUAUUUUAAUUGAAGCGCUGGAAAGAUUAUUCGAUCCACCAAAUAUCAAUACAGAUCGACUUUUAUUUGUUGCGAUUUCUGGAUUGCUGGUGAAUUUGUUUGGAAUGUAUUCAUUGGGUGAACACGGACAUUCACAUGGUGGAUCAAGUCACGGACAUAGUCAUGGGGGAGGAGGAGCGAGUCACGGACAUUCACAUGGAAAUGCUAAUAUGGAAGGUGAGUAGGGGAGAGGGAGCCUUUACCACCAAAAAUGUUGAAAAUCGAAUAUUUUGGGUGUGAAUCUAGUGAUUUUUUGUCAAUUUUUGCCAAAAAUCGAUAUUUUCAGAACUGAAAUAUGGAAAAAUCAUCAAUUUUCAGUAGAAAACCCUUGAUUUUCUAGUCGAAAGUUAUGAAAAGCUAUAAUUUUUCAACCUUGAAAAAAUAGGUUUCAAAUUUUUCAAAAAACGGAAUUUGUUUUUUAAAAAUUGUUCUCUUCAUUCUUGACUAUUUUUGUUGAAAUUUUAUUUAUUUCCAAAAUAUCGCUCCCGUUUUAUAUGUCUAACCUGAGCAAUCCAUUAUUUUCCAGGUGUAUUCCUUCAUGUUUUGGCUGACACACUUGGAUCAGUUUUCGUCAUUAUCUCAACACUUUUAAUUCAAUGGUUUGGUUGGGUUUGGGUUGAUCCAUUAUGUUCGCUGAUCUUAUCAUUAUUGAUUAUUGGAUCGGUUUAUCCAUUAUUGACAUCGAGUAUUUCGACAUUAUUACAAGAUAUUCCCGAAGAAGAUGAAUUUGAAUAUCAUGUUCAAGAGGUUUUGGAUGUAAGUUUUUUGGUCCCGGGGUUGUAAAUAAGAAAAAAAAUGUGGAUUUGUGAUUUUGAAUUAAAAACACGUCAAAAUUUAUAAAAUUUUAGUAGAAAAAAUUCAUGAGUUCGGAAAAAAAAAGAUUUUCAAACAGAGCAUAAGUUCUACUGAAUUUCGAAAAAAAACCUAAAAUUUUUCAUCCCGGUCCCCAGAACCCCUCCAGUGCCUCCAAAAUAUCAAUUUUUCCAGAUCGAAGGUGUCGAAUCAUAUUCCAAUGCCCACAUGUGGCAACUGAAAUCCGAUAUAAAUGUGGCAAGUGUUCAUGUUCAAGUCGCAAAUGAUUCCAACGCUCAAAUGAUUCGACAUCGAGUCGCAAAUCUGUUGAAAUCCACCGGAGCCACACAUUCGACUGUUCAAGUUGAAAAACAAUAUUUCAAACAACGAAUUCAACAAAUUUGUCCCGGCUAUAAAUUGGGACAUGCUGUGAGUUUUUUUUUUAAUUGACGGGGGUCUGAAAAUUGUUCUCUAAAUACUCUCAUGAUUCAAAAUUACUGUACAUCGAUAUGCCUACAGUAAUCCGAAAAGUGUGAAUUAAUUUAGAAUUUAGAAUGUUUAGAAAAAUGUCUAUCAAAAUUUAAUUUACAAUACCCUAAAUAAUCUUCUAAAAGUCUACAGUAUCCCGACCUGACAUACAGUAUUCUUAUGAUGUAAAGUACCUCUCGAAAAUUCUGAAAAGCACUCUGAAAAUCCUACCGAAACCUAAAAAUACAGUAAUCCUCUGACCUACAGUAAAUUUUAGACCUACAGUGACCAACAGUAGACAAUCACCUUUUAAAUUUUAGAAUUUCGCGAAACAAUUAUGAGAAACAUCAUCGAAAGUUUUUCCUAUAAAAAUCAAAAUUCUCCGACCUACAGUAUCCCUCAAAAACUGUUUCAAAUAAAAUAAUAAUAAAAACCCCCCAAAAAUCUACAGUAACCAUACAAAAAGCGCCCUGAAAAUCUAAAUGUUUCAGGUUCAACGAGGUACCGUAAUCCGAAACCACAAUCACAAUCACGGACAUUCUCAUGGAUCUUCCAAUAAUAAUCACAAUGAUCACGGACAUUCACAUGAACACGGUCAUUCACACUAA
Molecule: messenger RNA, 5800 nt
Organism: Caenorhabditis angaria
Lineage: Eukaryota; Metazoa; Nematoda; Chromadorea; Rhabditida; Rhabditidae
Source: the annotation of a GenBank genome assembly